GCACACAGAGGACGCAUAGAUCACAUCCGGGGCUGGUUUAUAAACGUCCAACCCGGAAAAAAAGACAACUCUUCUUGUAAUCGGAUCACACAAACAAACAGCAGAGAGUGUGAGAGCACUGGUGCACGCCGGCACACCGGCUUGGAUAAUGUGCGCUGUUUUGUAAAAAGUUGUUAAAAGUUUUAGUCUAACAUGCUCGUUAUCUGCCGAACUCUGGUCCGGGUUAAGGGCGCUGGCUGUGGCGCACACUGACUGACUCCACAGAGGUGAUAUGUGAUAGCAGCAGCAUGCCGUACGUGGACCGGCUGAACCGUGUAUGUGGCUUCCUGGACGUCGAGGAGAAGGAGAACAGCUGCCGCUUCCAGAGGCGAUACUUCAUCCUCGACACGCAGGAAAAUGCCCUCCUGUGGUAUAUGGACAACCCUCAGAACCUGCCCACUGGAGCUAGCUUUGUUGGCAACCUGAGACUAACCUACAUCUCAAAGGUGAGCGAAGCUACAGUGAAGCAAAAGCCAAAGACAGAGUUCUGCUUUGUCAUCAAUGCUGUUUCUCGGAGGUACUUCCUCCAAGGCAACGAUGUGACUGACAUGAGGGACUGGGUGGCGGCUCUCAACAAGGCCAGCAAGAUCACUGUUCCCAAGUCUGGCCCUGCACCUCCAAGGUCCGUUGUGACCGCAGUCAUCAGCGACACUCAGGGAGGGAAGAGACAACACGCCUACAAGACCGAGAUCAUCGGUGGCGUGGUGGUGCACACUCCCAUCCAGAAUGAGAGCGAAGAGACAGAAGGGAGAGAGAGGAAAGGCAACAGGCCAGGCGUGCUGAGGUGCGGUUACUGUGUCAAACAAGGAAAUGUGAGGAAGAGCUGGAAGAGGAGGUUUUUCACCCUGGAUGACAAUGUAGUCAGUUACUACAAGUCUGAGAUGGAUAAGGAGCCUCUCCGAGCUAUUCCACUGAGGGACAUUCAGAAGGUCCAUGAAUGUCUCGUCAAGUCAGGGGACCUCCUGCUGAGAGACAACCUGUUUGAGAUCAUCACCAGCUCCCGAACCUUCUACAUUCAGACAGACUCUCCAGAGGAGAUGCAUAGCUGGAUCAGGGACAUCGAGUUGAAGAUCCAGGACUUCAGAGGUCCCCCUAAGAGUUUUGCAUUUAAACGUGCCUCCUCUCUCUAUCGGAGUCACAAUGCCUCCUCAGCAUCUCGAGGUCAACAGAUUGACGAGCGCAGACCUACACUGGUCAAGUCCUGCUCUGUGGCGCCGGGCUGGCAGCCCUGGACGCCCGUCCCUCCGGGUGAGCCCUCCAUCCUGGAUGCAGAUGAUGAAGACAGUGCUUUCAGCUCUGUGCCCACCUUGCCUUCUCUCUCCUCCUCCUCCACCUCUUCCUCCACUUCCUCAUCCUCCAACUCCCUCUCCGCCCCAGCCCCUUGCCACAGCGUACCUCCAGCGGCUUCAAGCAGCGCCAUGGGGAUGCUCACAGCGUCAGGAGAUGUGGCCAGCGGGCGCCGGAGGCACCGCUCGCAGCCUCAGUCUCACACCGGCUGCAGCUUCCCCUUCAGCCUGGAUGACGACGGCAUCCGCACCACGGACGUCUAAGUUCAGUGAAGUCUGUCCAGACUCCUGCGUGGACAUGAGUGUUGGUACUUGCUUUGAAAUGAAUGUGACUGGUAAUAAUAGUAUUCCCUGCUAAUGAAGUGACACUGUGACCAUCCGCCUCAACGCCAUGACGUGAGAUUGGGGCCUCCUGCUGGUCAUGUAGCUGUGUUGCAGAGGAUGCGCCCAGCUGGAAGGGGACCAAGAGGCACAGUUUUUGUAGUUCACAGGACUGUGAAGAAGUACGAUGGAGUGUUUUUAGUGCAACUUCCUUUGAAAACUUGAAUAAUCUUGUUGUUAAUUGUUCUUGCAGACUUACAAAUAAUGGCACAUGCUUUCAACCUGUUGCACUUAGCUCCCCUCGGAGAUAUAACUCUGUCAUCAAGAACGUGUUCUCGGGCGCCUGGGUUAGCUCAGUUGGUAGAGCGGGCGUCCAUGUAUCAAGGCUUGGUCCUGACCGCGGCGGCCCGGGUUCGAAUCCGGCCUGUGGCCCUUUCCGCAUCCACUCUCUCUCUCCCCCCUUUCCAAGACUCUAUCCACUGUCCUCUCAAUAAAAUGGAAAAUGCCCCCAAAAAAAUAACUUUAAAAAAAAAAAAAGAACGUGUUCUCACCCCUGCUAGAAGUAUUCUCCAAGAAGUGUUUGAAGGCAUUUAAACACAUUAGUAUGCAUAUGUUUUAUAUAUAUAUAUUCAAGCAUAUUCACACAAAUAAUUUGGGUCUUUUUAGUUUCUUUUGAGCCCAGCAGUGUUUUUUGUUCCCUCUUUCUUCCUGAGAUGCACAUUAUGUGACGUCCACUUAACUUCAUUAAUAAUUAACAAGCAUUUGUUUACUAACAUCUAAUCAGGUGUCUGGGGGGGAAACUAAAAGUGUAGGUCUCAUAAGAAAGGUACGUGCACUCACAUGCUAACUGACGAGGGCUCUUCUGUUGUCAGCAGCAGCUUUUAAUGUGUUAUGUUUUUAAACAGGAGCUUUUAAUACGUGGCUUAAAGAUCAAUCGUCAGUAAACUGUGACUCCUCUCUUAGCUCUUAACAGGGUACCGUAAUAAUACAGCAGUGUUUUAGAUGGUACUUGUCGUAGAAUGUACUGCCAGCAUCGAAGUACAGCUGAUCAGCUGGUUGACAGCUUUGUAAAUGUGAUUUUCUUAUUCCAGCAUUAUGUGGGGAAAAUGUGCCACUACUUCUGUUAAUUGAAUUGUAAUUCCGCACUUUGCUUUUCUCCUUUUUACUUGUGUUUUUUUUUUUUUUUUUUGCUUUCACAGCAGAUAUUACAGCUUCCUCAGAUACUUUGUAUUGUUACACCAGUAGUCUCAGCCCUCCUCAGAUUCACCUUAAGACUUCAUUGAUGUGGUACCAUGUUCACGCCUGUUUCCGGUUUCUGAAGCUGUGUGCACUCGUCUGCCUGCAUAUAAUGUUAAUUUUUCUUUCCUGUACAUUAAAUGAUGCUUUUUAUUUGA
Molecule: messenger RNA, 3040 nt
Organism: Sebastes umbrosus (honeycomb rockfish)
Lineage: Eukaryota; Metazoa; Chordata; Actinopteri; Perciformes; Sebastidae
Exons: 12
Coding region: 288-1589 (433 amino acids)
Cellular component (GO): cytoplasm; membrane
Molecular function (GO): PDZ domain binding
Source: RefSeq, a predicted model, not a curated record